AUGGUCCUCACACCAGAACCCAGAACACUAUCUCACUACAACUAUGAUCCAUCAUUCUCCGCCGCCCUCGCAGUCGGCGUUCUCUAUUCCCUAGCAUUCUUCGUUAUCUUCUUCCAAUGGCUCAGAUACAAUGCCGGGGUAUGGGCUAUCAUGGUUGUUGCUGCUGCCAUGGAAGGAGCAGGUUAUAUUAUCCGAGCAAUCUCCUCGAAACAUGUUGCCGAAAAAUCAAUUUAUGUGGCGCAAACUGCACUUAUCGUACUAUCACCUGUUCUCAUGGCCGCUACUUGCUAUAUCGUUUUUGGGAGAAUUAUCUACCACGUCGUCCCCAAGGAAGCACGAACUACCAAGCUCCUCUGGAUUCCCCCUCGGUUCAUAACUCUUAUUUUCGUAGUCUGCGACAUCCUUGCGCUUCUCCUUCAACUAAUUGGUGUCGUGCGCAUCACAUCUAUCGAUAUAACCUCUGCCGACGCGCAAUCCAAGCUGAGUAAAGGGAAAAACAUUGCUCUGGUUGGAGUCCCAAUCCAGAUGGCAUGUUUUGGACUUUUUUCCAUCAUCGCUAUCCGAUUCAAUUUCACAUCUCGACGCUUUACAUCGGAGUUUCAACGGCGCAUUACUCUUCCAAACGAUAGCGAGAGCAAGGAUGAGAAAUAUGUCAUGAUCGAUCGAGCAGAGAAAAAGCUCAAGCCAAAUUGGCAGGCGCUGUUACAUGCGGUCAAUAUUACUUGCGUGUUGAUUUUGAUCAGGAGUGUUUUUCGCAUGGUGGAUUUCGCGCUAGGGAGAACGGGGUAUACUGAGGAACAUGAGUGGUGUGUAUAUGUUUUUGAUGCGCUCCCUACUUUCCCUUGUGUGGCACUCUUCAACUAUUGGCACCCGGCAAAAUACCUCCCACAUAUGCAAUGGAGAUUGCCAAAGCAUGCCAGAUAUAUCAAUGGCAGGUCGAAACCAUGA
Messenger RNA from Botrytis sinoallii, 948 nucleotides. RefSeq lists its product as uncharacterized. The transcript is spliced from 5 exons. Gene Ontology annotation, cellular component: membrane. The record is from RefSeq and is a predicted model, not a curated record. Bases 1 to 948 code for a protein of 315 amino acids. Lineage: Eukaryota; Fungi; Ascomycota; Leotiomycetes; Helotiales; Sclerotiniaceae.